This is a messenger RNA of Salvelinus sp. IW2-2015, 2588 nucleotides long. Lineage: Eukaryota; Metazoa; Chordata; Actinopteri; Salmoniformes; Salmonidae. The record is from RefSeq and is a predicted model, not a curated record.
AAACAAGUAUCUUGUCAGUAUAUCCAUAAUCUUUGCUAUCAGUACAGAAAACGCAUGACAACGCUUCCUCUUCCUGUCUAUGAAAAAUAAAAGUGAUAGUACAACAUCAUCCUAUUCGUGUAAUGCUUUUGAUGACUGUUUCAUCGAAACAAACAGAAAAUUAUGGACACAAAUAGCUAGAAAAACAACUAUUUUAUAAUAGUAAUCACAUGUUAGUCAAAUUAGUAUUUUAAAUGUCCUAUAUCUGGUUAUGUUUUGACGGUUUCUGCUUUCCGUAGGUUAAAAAUACCCACUUGUUUUUACAGAAGGCGGUGCUUAUUAUUUGUUGUCAUGGCGGCAUUUUAAGCAGUUUUAGCUGUGAUUAGCAUGCUAGCUAGCUGUCGAAGUCUAUCCCGUACAAAUAAUAUCCUAGCUAAAUAUUUUCACGUUCUUUACAUGAUGAUAUUCGAAGCAUAAUGUACCAUCUGGUUGCAUGGCUAGAUACGUACGGAAAUGUUAGGCAAGGGUUUGCAAAAUGUAUCAAAGCUAACGUUAGCUAGCUAUCUAGGCAGGUAGCUAGGUACACAGGCUACAGCUGAUGUAGAUACACCGGUAGUUAGCUAGGGGAUUUAGGAACAGCCAUGACUGCAAACCUAGAGUCCCCGAUGACCUAGGACAAUCGAAAAGCUGGGUCACAUUAGGUCCAAAUCGAAGCACUCGGCUUUCUCAGACCCAGUUACUCUUCAAUGCAGCCAUGCCUGCCAACACCUAUAACCGUGCUACUCAAGUUGGCCCAGCUGCACCCAUUGUGAUUGAGAAGCUGAUGCCCUGGGUAGAGAAGCGGGAAGACCUGGAUAGCACCUGUAGUUCUAUGUGUUUCUCUGCUCUGUCUGAGGAGCGUCUGCUGGCUGCAGUCAGGCUGGCCAAGAGAGAUCUGAGGAAGAGACGACAGGAGUCAUUGAACAGCUCCCCCAUCAGACCACAGCCAGAGGAGACCACUACCAUCAAGAGCAAUGUGGAGCAGCAGAAGAGGGUUUUUCUUAAGGGGAGGUCAAAGACAGCCGGCCCCAAAGAAGAAGUGACUUGGUCUGCAGCCAAGGUGCUUGUAUACACCUCCCAGAAGUACAUCUCUGUACCCCCUGGGCCUGAUCAUGGCCUGUCCCCCCCAACCAGAGACCCAGGCCCAAGGCAGACAGCCAGCCAGGAGCCCCAGACAGCAAUCAGCCAGGAGGUCCGCAGGCUGCAGAGAGAGCUGAACAACUACAUCCAGAGAUUAGAUCAGCUCACAAACAGAGGGCGAAUGGUUGCAGAGCACUUGGAGCCUGAUGAGCAGCGCAGGGUGGAGGUACGCAGACAGGAACAGGCAGCCAACUCUGCACGCAUCAUCUAUGCUACAACAACAGGCGAAAGAGAUCCAAGAGGAUUUAGACAAACUGCGCUCACAGAAGAUUGAGCACACAAACAAAUCCAGAGCGAUGGACAGGUUGGCUGCUGCCCACAGAGGGGCGGUCAGGGCCAUGCAGAGGUUCACUAAUCAGCUGUCUGACACGUCUGAGGGCAGGAUGCCCUCCCGUUAUAAAGAGCUGGGCCAGCUGAUCCGCCAGCUCUCUCUGUGCUCGGCCAAGGUGGAGGUGGGCCAGGGAUCAGCCAUCCCAGAGACUGCCCUGGACAUCCUGCAGAAACUAGGGACCCUGGAUAAUGCUCUCAGCAAGCAGGAGAGUCCAGUACAUAGGAGGCACGCCCGAGCACCCAGUUCCUCCCCUGCACGCUACCGCAGGUCUCCACAUCGCAGCACGUCUCCUCCCCGUCCCCGUGCACCCAGGGGCCCUGCCACCAGGGGUCUCAGAGGACCUCGUAGAGCAGCAGGCCCCAAGAAGUCCUUCCCUGCAAAUAGGAGAGCGGUCCCUCAGCAUCAGCAGCCCCCCAGAGCCACAGAGCCUCCUCCACAGCUGGAUCGCAGACAGGUGCUCAGGGCUGGCCUGGAGAGCCUGGUCCAUCUUAGAGAACUCAGGGAAGGUGGGGGACAGGUCCCCGACAGUCAAGGAGGAGCACUGCUCCCCGACAGGACAAAGAAGCAGGGAGCCCAUGUGAGGGAUGCAGGUUUCCAGCAGCCCACAGUGGCUUCCAGGCUGAGAGUGUGUCAGCACCCACAGAAGGAGGCCUCUGUGCCCUGGAUACCCACGUCACCUCACUCUCCUCCUAAACAACAACAACAGUGAAGAGACCAGAGCCUCGAUGUCUCUUCUCCCCUCUGAAGCCCUCCUCAGGCCCCUCAGAGCAGCAGCUGAGUGGUGUGGUGACAGCAGAGCAGGACUAUUGUCUGACCUGUGAUAGACAGAGACAUGCCCACAACGAAGCCUUCAGAUGGGAGCUGCUGCCUCUCAGACCCGGGACAGAAAGGUCACAUCGUCACUGAGGCAUCGGCUGUCUGAGCAGGCUACAGACAGAGCUGCAGAGUGCGCUGAGGUGCUGAGUGAGGCCCUGCUAGAGGAGCUGCUGGCCGAUGCAGUGCGGGCCACCUGGGUGGCGGAGACAGACAGACAGAUGGAGGGUUUGGCCCAGCGGCCAGCUCAAGGCCCCCACCCUGGAGAGCAUGCUGCUGCGCAUGG